GGGAUAAACACACCAUGAAAGGGACCAUUGUCACUAUAUAAUGCAACUUCGUGCUUACCUACAAGCACACACAAUUCCAUUCAUAACACAAUACAAAAUAUGAAGUUAGGCGCUAUGUUUGGCUUGGCCUUAACAUAUGUCCUUCUGGUAACCUCAUCAAAGUUCCUUAGUGUUGCUGGGGAUGAUGUUGGAAGUGUCAUCAGUGCUUCUCUAUUUGAACAAUUGUUGAAACACCGAAAUGAUCCAGCUUGUGAGGGAAAAGGGUUCUACACAUACAAUGCUUUUGUCACCGCUGCUAGAUCAUUUGGUGGGUUUGGCACCACUGGCGAUUUUAACACUCGUAAGAGAGAGAUUGCAGCUUUCCUCGCCCAAACCUCUCACGAGACCACAGGAGGAGCUGCAAGUUCCCCGGAUGGGCCAUAUGCAUGGGGUUAUUGCUUUGUCACUGAAAGAGAUAAAUCCAACACCUACUGUGAUGCCGGUACACCGUGUCCCCCCGGCAAAUCAUACUAUGGACGAGGACCCAUUCAACUCACCCACAACUACAACUAUGCUCAAGCUGGAAGAGCAAUAGGAGUGGACUUGAUAAACAAUCCAGACUCAGUAGCAAGAGAUGCAGUAAUAUCAUUCAAGACAGCAAUAUGGUUCUGGAUGACACCACAGGGUAAUAAGCCCUCAUGCCACGACGUUAUCACCAAUAGGUGGACACCAUCUGCUGCCGACACAGCAGCUAAUAGACUCCCAGGUUUUGGUGUGAUAACAAACAUCAUCAAUGGUGGGAUUGAAUGUGGUCAUGGUCCUACUGAUGCCUCAGGUAAUAGGAUUGGGUUUUAUAAGAGGUACUGUGAUAUUUUGGGCCUAUCAUAUGGUCCCAACUUGAAUUGCAGAGACCAAAAACCCUUUGGUUAAGUUGUUCUCUUUGCUUUGUAAUGGCCACAGUUAACCAAUAACUAUAAUAAGAAUGUAAUUUUCAAUAAAUUUGCCUAUGUAAUCUCCUGUGUAAGAGAUUUGUAAUAAAAUUGC
Messenger RNA from Abrus precatorius (Indian licorice), 1023 nucleotides. Its product is annotated as endochitinase-like. Bases 100 to 909 code for a protein of 269 amino acids. Lineage: Eukaryota; Viridiplantae; Streptophyta; Magnoliopsida; Fabales; Fabaceae. Gene Ontology annotation, molecular function: chitinase activity. The transcript is spliced from 3 exons. The record is from RefSeq and is a predicted model, not a curated record. Gene Ontology annotation, biological process: defense response to fungus; cell wall macromolecule catabolic process; carbohydrate metabolic process.